UCUGCCCGGAUCGAGCGGGGGGCCCGAGCCUCUCCGCGGUCGUCGCUUCCGCUCGCGCUCGCCCUCUCCCGCCGCCAUGUCAGCCACCAUCGAGCGGGAGUUCGAGGAACUGGACGCUCAGUGUCGCUGGCAGCCGUUAUAUCUGGAAAUUCGAAACGAGUCUCAUGACUAUCCUCACAGAGUGGCCAAGUUUCCAGAAAACAGGAAUCGAAACAGAUACAGAGAUGUCAGCCCAUAUGAUCACAGUCGUGUUAAACUUCAGAAUAUGGAAAAUGACUAUAUUAAUGCCAGCUUAGUUGACAUUGAAGAGGCGCAAAGGAGUUACGUCUUAACACAGGGUCCACUUCCUAAUACAUGCUGCCACUUCUGGCUCAUGGUGUGGCAGCAAAAGACCAAAGCAGUUGUCAUGUUAAACCGAACUGUGGAGAAAGAAUCAGUUAAAUGUGCACAAUACUGGCCAACAGAUGAUCGAGAGAUGCUGUUUAAAGAAACAGGAUUCAAUGUGAAGCUCUUAUCUGAAGAUGUGAAAUCAUAUUAUACAGUACAUCUACUACAAUUAGAAAAUAUCAAUAGUGGGGAGAGCAGGACAAUAUCACACUUUCAUUAUACGACCUGGCCAGAUUUUGGAGUCCCUGAAUCACCAGCUUCAUUUCUCAAUUUCUUGUUUAAAGUGAGAGAAUCUGGCUCCUUGAACCCUGACCACGGUCCUGCAGUGAUCCACUGCAGUGCCGGCAUUGGACGCUCUGGCACCUUCUCUCUGGUAGACACCUGUCUUGUGCUGAUGGAAAAAGGAGAUGAUAUUAACAUUAAACAAGUGUUGUUGAACAUGAGAAAAUAUCGAAUGGGACUUAUUCAGACACCAGAUCAACUCAGAUUCUCUUACAUGGCCAUCAUAGAAGGAGCAAAGUACAUAAAGGGAGAUGCAAGUAUCCAGAAACGGUGGCGAGAACUUUCUAAAGAAGAUAUAUCUCCUGCUUUUGAUCCCUCGAACAAAAUAAUGACUGAAAAGUACAAUGGAAAUAGAAUAGGUGCAGAAGAAGAGAAGCUGACGGGUGAUCGGUGCACAGGGCUUUCCUCUAAGAUACAAGACGCUGUGGAGGAGAACAGUGAGAGUCUUCUACGGAAACGUAUUCGAGAGGACAGAAAGGCUUCUACAGCUCAGAAGGUGCAGCAGAUGAAACAGAGGCUAAAUGAAACUGAACGAAAAAGAAAAAGGUGGUUAUAUUGGCAACCUAUUCUCACUAAGAUGGGGUUUGUGUCAGUCAUUGUGGUUGGCGCUUUGGUUGGCUGGACACUGUUUUUUCAGGAAACUGUCAUAUAAAGAAAGAGUUUUACCCAGCAAGUUUCUGCACUAUAGCUGACAGUGCUGCAUUAACCUCAAGGGUUUGUCUCUUAGCAGCAAACACCCCAUACCCCCAAAUGACGGGUAGAAUAGACACCAAGCGGAUAAGGGAUAUUUGCAGUCACAAGCCCCACAUCCCAGGACUCUUCACUGCAGGUUCCUCUGAGACCCAAACUGUACUCGGCUCCAAAAUAAAGACAGACGUGUUUGUUUAAAAAUUGCUAAUUUUGGCAACUGUAUUCAUAUGUUUCAAGCAUAAUGUUUCACUUGACCAAUAUUGAGAAAUCCAUUAUCACAGACUUGGUUUUUGGAGGCUGUCUGGAUUUUAACCUGCACUUAACAUAAGCAAUAAAUAUUGUGGUUUUUAUCUAUGCUAUUAAUGGAAAAAAUGACCUUUAAAUAAUAUGUGUAAUGUAUAAUGUACUGUUGAUACAGUUGUCAACACUAUGCGUAACUAUUUCAGGGUAAAUAUAUUUUAUAAGUACAUAUUUAAU
Messenger RNA from Jaculus jaculus (lesser Egyptian jerboa), 1836 nucleotides. It is a transcript of the gene Ptpn2, whose product is annotated as protein tyrosine phosphatase non-receptor type 2. The transcript has 9 exons. The coding region runs from base 77 to 1321 and encodes 414 amino acids. NCBI's taxonomy places the organism in Eukaryota, Metazoa, Chordata, Mammalia, Rodentia, Dipodidae. Gene Ontology annotation, biological process: protein dephosphorylation. The record is from RefSeq and is a predicted model, not a curated record. Gene Ontology annotation, molecular function: protein tyrosine phosphatase activity.